Lithohypha guttulata is the source of this 4416-nucleotide messenger RNA. It is a transcript of the gene SMC4, whose product is annotated as Structural maintenance of chromosomes protein 4. The coding region runs from base 1 to 4416 and encodes 1471 amino acids. The record is from RefSeq and is a predicted model, not a curated record. Gene Ontology annotation, cellular component: chromosome; condensin complex. Gene Ontology annotation, molecular function: ATP binding; ATP hydrolysis activity; protein binding. Gene Ontology annotation, biological process: mitotic chromosome condensation. The transcript has 2 exons. NCBI's taxonomy places the organism in Eukaryota, Fungi, Ascomycota, Eurotiomycetes, Chaetothyriales, Trichomeriaceae.
AUGGAGUCGCCCGCACGACCGCUGCGUCGGGCAGCACGCAAAACAAUAGUUUUAGAGGAGGAGUCUGACGAUGAGCUGAGCCUGGUCCAUGAAGCGAGGGACGACGAAUUCACGCCUGCACCUGUGAAAACUCCACGUAGGACAGUGCGUAGACAGACCACAGCCAACACAGACGUCUCACCCAGAAAGAGUGUCCGAACAAGAAAAGCCAGAAGCGGCGACAGCGUCGAACCAUCAAUCAUACUUGAGCACAAUCCGAGCAUCGUGCCCGCCCUUCCAGAGUCAGUAUCACCAACGAAACCAGGACCUUCACGCAAGCGCCAAAGCACCGUUCCAAGAACAAGUCGCAGAAGUUCUGUAGCCCCUCCAACGUCUGCUCUGCCCACUCCAGCCCCGUCUGCCUCUCCCGAAGCCGCUAGCCAGGUGAAAUCGAAGCCACUGGCAGACAUUACCACAAAAGUCCUGAAUCGCAGGCCGGAACCUGUACAGAAUGGCAGGGAUCCUGCGAAGUUGCAGGCACAAAUCCAUACACAAGAGGCUGUCCUCGAAAGACCCAUGGAUAUCGCUCUGCGAGCGAAAGCCGAGGCUGCUACAGCACCCCUGGUCGAAUUGGAUACUAUCCCCAAGUCAAGAAUGGUCAUCAAACAAUUAGUCAUGACCAACUUCAAAAGCUAUGCCGGAAGACAGGUUGUUGGGCCCUUUCACCACUCCUUUUCAUCCGUAGUUGGCCCUAAUGGCUCCGGCAAGUCAAACGUCAUUGACUCAUUGCUGUUCGUGUUUGGCUUCCGAGCCAGCAAAAUGAGACAAGGAAAAAUCUCUGCCCUCAUUCACAACUCGGCUCAGCACCAAAAUCUUGAUUUUUGUGAAGUAGAGGUUCAUUUUCAGGAAGUGGUAGACCUGCCUGGUGGAAAAUGUGACAUCGUGCCCGACUCGACCAUGGUCGUUUCACGCAAAGCUUUCAAGAACAAUUCGAGCAAUUACUACCUCAAUGGCAGGACCACUAAUUUCACAACCGUCACCACUUUACUAAAAGACAGGGGCAUUGAUCUCGAUCACAAGCGUUUCUUAAUCUUGCAGGGCGAAGUUGAAUCUAUCGCUCAGAUGAAGCCAAAAGCUGCAAACGAGCACGAAGACGGUUUGCUCGAGUAUCUUGAAGAUAUCAUUGGCACUUCCAAGUACAAGACUCCUAUCGAAGAAGCAGUCGUCGAACUUGAAAGCUUGAAUGAGAUAUGUGUCGAGAAACAGGCUCGUGUACAGCACGUGGAGAAGGAGAAAAACGCCCUCGAAGACAAGAAGAACAAAGCUAUUGCCUUUAUCCAACAGGAGAAUGAGCUGGCUGAGAAACAAUCGGCCUUGUAUCAAAUCUACCUUGCAGAAUGUGCCGACAACGUGCAGGUCACCGAGGAGGCCAUCACGCAGAUGCAGGCACAUCUUGACGCGGAGCUGGAGAAACACACUGGUAAUGAAUCCAGUAUCAAAGAACUGGAGAAGGAGUACAAAAGGGCCUUCAAACAUUUCGAUGCACUCGAGAAGCAGACCCAAGAUUUUCUGAAAGAGCUGGCUAGGUUUGACAAGGAAAGUGUCAAAUUUGACGAGAAACGCAAGUUCAUUGUCGGCAAGCAGAAGAAAUCAGAGAAAACGAUUACCAGUAGUAGACUGGCCGGCUCGGAGGCGACGAGCCUCGUGCAUAAAUAUACCGAUGACAUUGAGAAGAAGACAAAACAAAUCGAAGAGUUGGAACGCGACGUACGAACAGAAGAAGCGGAGCUUGCCAAAAUUCGAGACGAUUUAAGAGGCAAGACUCAAGGUCUUUCCGAAGAGAUUGCAGUGAAACAGAAAUCGCUCGAACCUUGGCAAGGCAAGAUCAACCAGAAAGAGUCAACCCUUUCCGUGGCUCAGUCCGAACUUGAUAUUUUGCUCGAGCGAGCCAGUGCUGGACAGAAAGCACUCGACGAUGCCAAAAACAGGGCGGAAGAGAUCAAGGCUCAAAAGGCCCAGAAGGAAGGGGAGAUCGAAGAACGACGGCAUGAGUUGAAGCGCCUUCAAAAAGACUGCCGCAAGCUCAACGAUGCCCUUCAGAAACUCGCUAACAGUGAGCCUGAAGUUCGAAAUCAGAUCUCAAGCGCUAGACAGAAGGCCGAAGAAGCAAGAGGUAGUUUGGCUGCCACUCAAAACCAGGGCAACGUACUGAAAGGUCUCUUGCGAUUGCGGGAUUCUGGUAGAGUUGAUGGCUUCCACGGCCGCCUAGGUGACCUCGGUACCAUCGACGAGAAGUACGAUGUUGCUAUAUCGACUGCAUGUGCAUCUCUGGAAAACAUGGUUGUCGACACCGUCGAAGCUGGUCAGCAGUGUAUUGAGUACCUGCGUAAGAACAAUCUGGGUCGUGCGAAUUUCAUCUGUCUUGAUAAGCUAGCGAGGAAGGAUCUGCCACCAAUCGAUACUCCGGAGGACGCCCCUCGUCUCUUCGACCUGAUCAAGACUAAGGACGACAAGUUCAAGCCUGCUUUUUACAGCAUCAUGCACAAUACUUUGGUGGCCAAGGACCUCGAGCAGGCCAAUAGAAUCGCGUAUGGUGCUAGAAGAUGGAGAGUGGUAACACUCGACGGCCAGCUUAUAGAUAUUUCUGGCACGAUGAGUGGUGGCGGCACUCGUGUCGCUCGAGGAGCUAUGUCAUCUAAACAAGUCGCAGAUGUCACCAAAAAUCAGGUCGACGAGCUCGAGGCUGAGCGCGAUGAACUCGAAAGCCAAUUCAAGGCCUUCCUUGACAAGCAAAAGGAGCUUGAACAGACCUUGCGAGAGAAGCAAGAGCAUAUCCCCCAAGUCGGAACAGCUAUCCAAAAGCUGCAACUGGAGAUUGAUGCUUGUGAACGCAAUAAGGCAGACGCUGAGAAGCAAUGCGAUGACCUGGUAAAAGAUUUGGCAGACGCGAAGACUGAUGACUCUGCUAUCAAGGCUCUCCAGAAGCAAAUGGCCGCUACUGCGAAAGAGAUCCAGAAACUUCACGCAGAAACUGCCACGGUCGAGAAGGAGAUACAAGAACUUCAGAACAAAAUUAUGGAGGUUGGUGGUGUUCGGCUGAGAAGCCAAAAAGGCAAAGUUGAUAGUCUGAAAGAACAGAUCAGCCUGUUGACUGAUGAGGUCUCUACAGCUGAGGUGGCCAAAUCGAAGAACGAGAAGCUCAUAAUCAAGCACGAAAAAGCCAAAAAUGAUGCCGAGAAAGAGCUUGCUAACUUGGCCAAAGAUGCUGAAAAGCUUGAAGAAGACAUUCAGCUGCAGCGGUCCGAAGCUGGAGAAGCCAAAGAACGUACCGAACAAGCUCAAGAAGAGCUGGAAACAAAGAAGGACGAAUUGGCGACCAUGAAGAAGGACCUCGAUGAACAAAACGCAGAGCUCAACAAGAGCAGAGCACAAGAGAUUGAGAUGAAGAACAAGCUUGAGGAGAAUCAGAAAAUUCUUGCAGACAACCAGAAGAAGAGCAAGUACUGGACAGAGAAGUUAUCCAAGCUCACUUUGCAUGACAUCAAAGAUCUUGACGUGCCAAUCGCACCGAAACAGAUACCCGAGCAGGAAAUUGCACAGGCUGAAGAACAUGGGCCGAUUAAAGGAGAAAUAGUGCAAGACACAGAGCCAGAGAGGGAUAAUAUGAAUAUUAAUAAUUCAGAAGAAAAUGCUGAGCCACCGGCACAAGAGGAGGAAGAGGAAGACCAGCAAAAUCAGCUUCCACGAUACUCCAGAGACGAACUUGCAGACAUGUCGAAAGAUCAUCUCGUCGCUAUCAUCGCCGCGCUCGAGGAGAAAAUUGCAAAUACCUCGAAUAUCGACCUCGCGGUCAUUGCAGAGUAUCGCAAAAGGUGUCAGGAUCUGGCAGUACGCACAGUCGACCUCAACGGAGCGCUGAAGACACGCGAUUCGGCAAAGAACAGGCUGACAGACCUUCGAACUUUGCGAUUGACACAAUUCAUGACUGGUUUCACAACAAUCUCGCAGCAUCUCAAGCAGAUGUAUCAGCUCAUCACUCUUGGAGGUAACGCCGAGCUCGAAUUAGUCGACAGCUUGGAUCCUUUCUCAGAAGGGAUACUGUUCAGUGUCAUGCCGCCUAAAAAGAGCUGGAAGAACAUUGGCAACUUAUCUGGUGGCGAGAAAACGCUUAGUUCGCUCGCUCUGGUGUUUGCGCUGCAUGUAUACCGACCGACACCGUUGUACGUGAUGGAUGAAAUUGACGCCGCAUUAGAUUUCAGAAACGUAUCGAUUGUUGCAGGCUACAUCAAGGAAAGAACGAAAAAUGCACAAUUCAUCGUCAUUAGUUUGCGAAACAACAUGUUCGAACUCGCUGAACGGCUGAUUGGUAUUUACAAGGUCAAUCAUAUGACGAAAAGUGUUACGGUUGACAACAAAGAUUACAUCCAACGACAGUAG